Molecule: messenger RNA, 1071 nt
Organism: Botrytis byssoidea
Lineage: Eukaryota; Fungi; Ascomycota; Leotiomycetes; Helotiales; Sclerotiniaceae
Exons: 2
Coding region: 1-1071 (356 amino acids)
Molecular function (GO): nitronate monooxygenase activity
Source: RefSeq, a predicted model, not a curated record
AUGUCACAUUCUAACCACAAACAAACGCUCCGUAAGGACUACCCAUGGACAACUUAUCCGCUUAUAUCAUCUGCUCCUAUGCGCUUAAUAUCAAAGCCUGCUUUGGCUUUAGCUGUAUCUAGAGCUGGUGGUCUCGGUUUCCUUGCUGCUGGUCACGAUCUCACCACCCUUUCGGACGAAAUCAGAGAGAUACAAGAUUCUCUCUCAGAUAAUCCUAUUCCCGGAAGCUAUCGAGAUACUCUUCCUAUUGGAAUCGGGUUUAUAGUCUGGGGUUGUGAUCUCGAGCACGUCCUGUCAAUUCUCGCUCCCCUUCCAUACCCCCCUGCAGCGGUAUGGUUGUUCGCGCCGCACACUAGCUCGGAUUUGCAGGAGUGGACAGAUUCAAUCCGGAAGCUCACAGGCAAUCUUACUAAGAUUUGGAUCCAAGUCGGCACCGUCUCUUCCGCCCUGACAGCUGCUCACUCUUGUGACCCUGAUGUACUCGUUAUUCAAGGUUCUGAUGCUGGUGGUCACGGUCUCGCUCAUUCUUCCUCGAUCGUUUCCCUACUUCCUGAAUGCACAUCUGCAUUACGUUCAAACGCAUAUUCACACAUACCUCUCAUUGCUGCUGGUGGCAUAGUCGAGUCACGUGGAGCAGCAGCUUCAUUUAUGUUGGGUGCUAGUGGGAUAUGCAUGGGUACACGAUUUUUGGCUUCUUCUGAGGCAGUGAUACCGACGGGUUACCGAAAUGCAGUAUUGGCAGCAGAAGAUGGUGGUGUAUCAACCACGAGAACAACCCUUUAUGAUAGAUUGAGGGGAACAGCAGGCUGGCCUGAAGAAUAUAAUGGAAGAGGAGUAGUUAACAAAAGCUACUGGGAUGAAGCGAACGGUAUGAGUAUGGAGCAGAAUAAAGAGCUUUAUGAAGACGAGGCGAAAAGAGGAGAUGAAGGCUAUGGGAACAAGGGACGAUUGUGCACAUACGCUGGCAGUGGCGUUGGGUUGGUUCGAGAGACCAUGGAUGCUCGUGAUAUUGUAAUCGAAGUGAGGGAGGGGAUGAGGAAAUUGAUUCGAGAGGGAUCAAGUCGUUUGUGA